Molecule: messenger RNA, 1623 nt
Organism: Elephantulus edwardii (Cape elephant shrew)
Lineage: Eukaryota; Metazoa; Chordata; Mammalia; Macroscelidea; Macroscelididae
Gene: YTHDF1
Product: YTH domain family, member 1
Exons: 3
Biological process (GO): mRNA destabilization
Cellular component (GO): cytoplasm
Molecular function (GO): mRNA binding; N6-methyladenosine-containing RNA reader activity
Source: RefSeq, a predicted model, not a curated record
AAUGGUUCAUUGCACCAGAAGGAUACUGUUCACGACAGUGACUUUGAACCCUACCUUUCUGGACAGUCGAAUCAGAGUAACAGUUAUCCCUCAAUGACGGACCCCUACCUGUCCAGCUACUACCCACCCUCCAUCGGCUUUCCUUACUCCCUCAAUGAAGCCCCGUGGUCGACUGGAGGGGAUCCUCCCAUCCCGUACCUCACCACUUAUGGACAGCUCAGCAAUGGUGACCAUCACUUUAUGCACGAUGCGGUUUUCGGGCAGCCAGGGGGUCUGGGGAGCAACAUCUAUCAGCACAGGUUUAAUUUUUUUCCUGAAAACCCUGCCUUCUCGGCUUGGGGGACAGGUGGGUCUCAGGGCCAGCAGACUCAGAGCUCAGCUUAUGGAAGCAGCUAUACCUACCCACCGAGCUCCCUGGGUGGCACAAUUGUGGACGGACAGACCGGUUUCCACAGUGACACGCUCAACAAGGCCCCCGGCAUGAACAGCCUGGAGCAGGGCAUGGUGGGCCUGAAGAUUGGGGAUGUGGCCACUUCAGCAGUCAAGACUGUGGGCUCUGUUGUGAGUAGUGCAGUGAUGACUGGCGUUCUUUCGGGCAAUGGAGGAGCAAAUGUCAGCAUGCCAGUUUCAAAGCCCACCUCCUGGGCUGCCAUCGCCAGUAAGCCAGCUAAGCCACAGCCCAAGGCCAAAGCCAAGUGCACGCCUGUGCUGGGCGGCACAGUGCCGCCCCCGCCCAUCAGGCACAACAUGGACAUUGGCACCUGGGACAACAAGGGCCCUGUGGCCAAGGCCCCGGCGCCCUAGCAGGCUCCGUCCCCCCAGUCAGUCUCACAGCCUCAGCAGGUUGUCCAGUCCAUCCCAGUGCAGCCCCCGCCCCUGACCCAGCCACAGUACCAGAACUCCCAGCAGCCGCCCCAGACCCGUUGGGUAGCCCCACGCACCAGGAGUGCCGUGUUUGGGCAGAGUGCAGGGGCUGGUAGCGACAAUACCUCUCCAGGAAGCGCUCAGCCCAGCACAGCCCUGAGCAUGGAGUCCCACUCUGUUCUGGAGAAGCUGAAAGCUGCCCAUAGCUACAACCCUAAGGAGUUUGACUGGAACCUUAAGAAUGGCCGCGUGUUCAUAAUCAAGAGCUACUCGGAGGACGACAUCCACCGCUCCAUCAAGUACUCCAUCUGGUGCAGCACAGAGCAUGGCAACAAGCGCCUGGACGGGGCCUUCCGCUCCCUGGGCAGCAAGGGGCCCGUCUACCUGCUCUUCAGCGUCAACGGAAGCGGCCACUUCUGUGGUGUGGCUGAGAUGAAGUCGCCAGUGGACUAUGGCACCAGCGCAGGGGUCUGGUCCCAGGACAAGUGGAAAGGCAAGUUUGACGUCAAGUGGAUUUUUGUCAAGGACGUGCCUAACAACCAGCUGCGGCAUAUCCGGCUGGAGAACAAUGACAACAAGCCCGUCACAAACUCCCGUGACACGCAGGAGGUGCCCUUGGAGAAGGCAAAGCAAGCGCUCAGGAUCAUCGCCUCCUACAAGCACACCACCUCCAUCUUCGACGACUUCUCCCACUAUGAGAAGCGGCAGGAAGAGGAGGAGGUAGUGCGCAAGGAACGACAGACUCGAAACAGACAGUGA